AUGGCUCCUCUUGCGAUACUCUUUGCCGCUCUCCACCUCUUCCACCUGGUGUGCUGUGAGCCCACAGUUAAUUUUCCACUCAACUCCCAGCUACCGCCUGUGGCCCGGGUAGACAAGCCUUUCUCAUACACUUUCUCGCCAUACACUUUCAAAUCUGACUCGUCAAUCUCAUACUCACUCGGCGACGCUCCCAAAUGGCUGUCCAUUAGCAGCAAGGAUGGUCGCCUCUACGGUACACCCACUGAUAGCGCCAUUCCUUCGGGCGAUGUAGUCGGCCAAACCAUUGAGAUCAUUGCCAAUGAUGAUACCGGCUCAUCGACUCUCAACGCAACCCUCGUCAUCUCAAGAAACGAGUCUCCUUCGAUCAACAUACCUCUCGCAGACCAGAUCGAAAACCUGGGCGAUUACUCAGCUCCCUCAUCCUUGCUACUCUACCCGUCCAAGGAAUUCUCCUUUUCGUUUGAUCCCGAUACAUUCCACCACCAACCUCAAAUGAUCAACUAUUACGCCAGCUCCGAUGACAACAGCCCUCUCCCCUCAUGGGUGAAGUUCAGUCCUGACACUCUGACCUUCAGCGGCAAAACACCACCUUUCGAGUCUCUCGUCCAACCUCCACAGACAUUUGGUUUCAAGUUGAUUGCCUCCGAUAUCGUGGGCUUCUCGGCCGCCUAUAUCCCCUUCUACAUCGUGGUAGGAAGUCACAAGCUCAGCUCGGAUAGCCCCAUCAUUAUGCUAAAUGGCACCCGGGGGAAGAAGCUCCGUUAUGAUGGACUCCUGGGUGAGAUCAAGCUCGAUAACGAGACGGCUCGGCCAAGUGAGGUCGAAGUGUCGACCGACGACAUGCCCGAUUGGCUAUCCCUGAACAACAAAACCUGGGUAAUCGAGGGGACCCCGAAGCAGAAGGGGGAUCACUCAACCAACUUUACCAUCAACUUUCGCGACUCCCACUCAGACACUCUUAGUGUUGUUGCCAUUGUCAAUGUUGCGACGCGGCUAUUUAGCUCGACCAUUGAUGACAUGAGCAUACGGGCCGGAGAGCAUGUUAAUAUCGACCUCGAACCAUACUUUUGGGACCCAAGCGACAUCAAUCUGAAGAUGGCCGUAACUCCCCGGGAGGAUUGGCUCGAGCUUGAUGGCUUCAAUAUCACUGGGAAAGUCCCAAAGUCGGCACCGAGUAAGCUCAAGAUCUCUCUCACGGCAUCCUCCAAGGCAUAUGACGUGGAGGAAACUGCGACUCUCAACGUGAAGGUCCUGGCCUCCACUCAGACGACUUCUUCGGCAUCAAAAACUUCAACUUCUGCGACUUCGACCUCCGCUAAAUCCACCGGCUCCAGUGAACCUACUGGUUUAUCUACAACUGCAAUCCUUCUUGCCACCAUCUUACCUAUUCUCGUCGUCGCUCUUCUUGUUAUGCUGCUCGUCUGGUGCCUUGUCCGCCGCCGCCGUAGAUCCGAGACCACCUAUUUGUCGGCCAACCUGCGCGUCAACGGGACCAAUCCUAAUAUUCGCGGGUCUGAAAGGCAAAGAGAUGAUGACUUUUCAGGGAGCGAUUCGAUGAGCUCUCCUGGGUCGUCCUCGAUCUUGGACUUUUUGGCAACUCCCGAGGUUCCGGCGCGAUUCAUGGCGGAGGAUCCAAUGCACCAAAUCACACGGACUGCCAGACGACAAUCGUGGUACACUGUGGCGACAGCAACAGCGACAGCGACAGCGACGGCUCGGCGGAGUGAAAUCUCAUUAAGGAGCCAUACAUCAGAUACGACGUUCCCAGAGUCGACUCAUCAAUUACUCCCACCACCAGCCUUCCUAUCAGAGUCAGGAAGUUCGUCGUUCCGGAGCGGCCUUGACCUAACAAUCCCAUCGCUCGAGGACUUGCCCAACAUGAGACAGAGUGAUAUUGGGGCAAUGCGGGCGGAGCUCGCACGAACACGGGACCCAUCCGCUUUUUACUCAUCCGCCCCAGAAAGUUCAUUGGCCUUCUCAUCCUCGCACCAAUCCAGCCCACGGCUGAUGACCGGGGGUUUCAGCAGGAGGCCUUCAGAUACUAAGGAGGCUGCAGCGACGGUACCAGAGAUGAGACAGCCAAGCCUAGCAAGACUGGCAAGUCAACAACGAAUAACCCGACAACACAGCCGCGGAGCGUGGUAUGAUACGGACGGAUCCAGUAUGGGUCGAAGCUUCCGGACGGAUCCAUCGUUUGGAUCGAUGGAGAACUGGCGAGUAGUCCCUAAGCGACGUGAAAAUUCGGGGGUUGCCUACCAAAAGCUUGUAGAAGCAGCACCAUUCCACCCGUCGCGGCCCUUGCGACCUACAUCACGGCCCACAUCGCGGCCUACAUCACGGCCUACAUCACGGCCCAGCACAGCAAUGAGCGGGCGGGAGGGAGCACGGCCGGGGGAGAGGUCGGCGAGCGCUGAGCUGAUGUCCCCAAGCCAGUGGGGAGACGCCAAGACGAGCAUUCGAGGCUCGGUGGCAUCGCAACGAUCGGGGUUAGGCCAGUCGGCCAGUCGACAAUCACGGUCGGACGAAGAGCCGCUCGGAAACGCAGCCAGCAGGUAUUCACGGCUGAGCGAAGCGCCGCCCAGAAAGUCGGUCAGUCGGUAUUCGCGGUUGGGUGAAGCGCCGAUGGCCCCUAUGAAUGACGCGAACCACACUCCAACGUCAGGAAACAAAGACCGAAGUAAAGUGUAACAAGUGAAGUUGAAACCAUAGUGCUGUCAGCACUCGCCUUCUUUAGAUGGGUAGCUCGACAACCACUGUUGUUCCCAUUUUACGGCUUGUCGGCUCUGAUAAAAACGUCUAGCAACACUAAUACUGGCGCCGAUAAAAUGAAGGAUUUUGGGGAGCGGGUGGUUGUAGAGUCUGACUAGUUCAGUGGUGUCUGCCGCUCCCCUGGGCUCUCGCAAUCCACGCCGCCAGAGCUAUCUCCUUGAAUAUCAGACUGGGUAGGCUGGGAGAGGACCGCCUCCGUGAAGCACUAGAAAAGAUGGAUGCUUUUCCUUCUGUAAGCGAGGUGCUGUGGUUUGGGUUUGGGUCAAGCACAUCCUCAGAUGCAUGCUGGAAUCCACGGAAGGGCCUCUGUGCAUAGGUAUUUGUGCUUGUCUCGCC
This is a messenger RNA of Ilyonectria robusta, 3105 nucleotides long. RefSeq lists its product as uncharacterized. Gene Ontology annotation, molecular function: calcium ion binding. The transcript is spliced from 7 exons. The coding region runs from base 1 to 2688 and encodes 895 amino acids. The record is from RefSeq and is a predicted model, not a curated record. Lineage: Eukaryota; Fungi; Ascomycota; Sordariomycetes; Hypocreales; Nectriaceae. Gene Ontology annotation, cellular component: membrane.